CCCCAGAGACCAGCAUGUUGAUGAUGUCAAAGAAGACUUUGAAGAUAGAACAGAAAGUGAAAUGAGGACAUCCCACGAAGCCAGAGGUACCCGGGAAGAGCCCACUGUCCAGCAGGCCCAGCGUCGAUCGGCUGUCUUCUUGUCCUUUAAGUCCCCAAUUCCAUGUCUGCCCUUGCGCUGGGAGCAGCAAAGCAAACUUCUUCCAACGGUCGCUGGAAUCCCUGCCAGUAAAGUUUCCAAAUGGAGCACAGACGAGGUGUCAGAAUUCAUACAGAGCUUACCUGGAUGUGAAGAACAUGGGAAGGUAUUUAAAGAUGAACAAAUUGAUGGAGAAGCAUUUCUACUUAUGACCCAAACGGACAUUGUCAAAAUUAUGAGCAUUAAGCUGGGCCCUGCCCUGAAGAUUUUCAAUUCUAUCCUCAUGUUCAAAGCGGCAGAGAAGAAUUCUCACAAUGAACUUUGAAGAUGGUGGAGUCUGAAUACCAUCAGCUUUCUGCUUUAAAGCUCAUGUUUUAUUCAAAGCACAAGGAUGGGCAGUCACUCCCAAGUGAGAAGUCUCCAAAACUCAAAAAAGCAACACUAUCGGAUUAUUUAUAUUCCCCAAGAGACGAUAUAUAUGAAUUCUUAUGAAAGUGCUUGAGCUUUUAACUAGGUACUGUCUAACAACAGUCAUCUUUUGGUUCUGUUCACUGAGCUAAAUUUAUCUUUGUAAAUCUUUUUGAGGCUGGGGGUGGGAGGGAGGGGACUUCAUUAUUUAUGGAUGGGGGGCAGAGUAAAAACUUUUGGCAUUUUGUAAACAUUGUUGAAUUCUCUUUCAUGUACACUGCUUUUUUUCCCCCAGUACUUUCAGAAACCUUUUUAUAUAAUCAGAUUUCAAUUUAAACCAAAUCAGUCAAAACCUGGCUAAGCGUAGCCAGUGGGACUGUUCUCUGUAUUGUUAAUUUCGUGCCAUAUUUUGAAUUGCAGCAUUACGCUGAGUAUAACUUUGCAAGUCAUGAUACUAACUGCCUGUCAUAAUUUGUUGGGGCUGAAUAGUUGUAAAAAUGACUUUCCUUCGAAUCAGUGUUUUUACUUUUGCACGCACUAUAAAAUGUUAAACACAUUACUUUUCACCAGCAUCUUUACUAUAAUUACCAAAAACAUGUAUAUAAAAAAAUGGAAUUGAAAAAUAAAAUAUAUCAACAAAUAAAUUAGGUAGCGAAUGUGAGUGGCAUCCGUUUCAUGCAUCGCGGUGCCCAUGUUUACGAGAGUCAGAAGAUAUCAGAGGAGUAUGCAGUUGUGUUGAGGGGGAUGGAUGUGAGGAUCUUAGGAAGUUAUGAGAUGAUCCUGAUUGUCAUUGACGUAACUGUCGUGCUUUGCGGAGACCAAGGGCCCGUUCCGUGGAGGAACGUCAUCUGCAAAGAGCUCCAGCCCAGGUCCUGCAGUGGCUCCCAGACCCACAGGCUUUCUUCAGGGUUGGCCGCAGAGUGAGUGUCUAGAUUUUACUGAAGAGACAAAGUGCAAAGGAAUAGCACCAGGUGACACAAAAUCCUAAACGCUCACAGAUCGGGAGGUGAUUUCCCAAAGUGAUAAUUCCAGAACCUCCGUGACGGAAGGAUUCCUUUUUCUGUAGAACACUUUGCCUCAAUAGUGAAGCAUACAGAUGCACUUUAAAUGAAAACCCUUGAUUAUCUGUAAACGGAUAGCUGGUAGUAUUUCUUUUGCAAGAAAGCAUUUCAAGGCAAGAGGUAGAUUAUUGUGUCCGUCUUUUGAUGGGCUUUCUAAUUUCAAGAUUGGAUAUUUAUUCAAGGACUAUUUUAAAGAUAGAAAGGAAGUUCGUAGCAUGCUGUCUCAAUUCCAGGGAAAGUUCCACCUCUUUCCUGAGUUGCUCCCCUUUUUCUGUUGUGUGGGACCUUCCUCUGAUGUCCCCGUGGGAGGUCUAUCCACAGCCUUUGCAUUUGUCAUCAAGGUGAAGCAGGGUCCAGUGACAUCUGCAGUGUCCCUUUUAUUUCUUUGCAUGAAUCUGCUUAAAUACAUUUUUUUGGUUUUUAUUUUUUCUCCUUUUUUAAUGUUUUGUUCAGAAUUUGUACAUUCAAGUUGUACUUGUUAUAUCUGUUAUGAAUGAAAUAAAAGCUUAAUUGCAGAGA
Molecule: messenger RNA, 2126 nt
Organism: Carlito syrichta (Philippine tarsier)
Lineage: Eukaryota; Metazoa; Chordata; Mammalia; Primates; Tarsiidae
Gene: L3MBTL3
Product: L3MBTL3, histone methyl-lysine binding protein
Exons: 4
Coding region: 62-463 (133 amino acids)
Molecular function (GO): protein binding
Source: RefSeq, a predicted model, not a curated record